This is a messenger RNA of Suillus subaureus, 1971 nucleotides long. RefSeq names its product general substrate transporter. Gene Ontology annotation, molecular function: carbohydrate:proton symporter activity. Gene Ontology annotation, biological process: transmembrane transport; carbohydrate transport. Bases 264 to 1874 code for a protein of 536 amino acids. Gene Ontology annotation, cellular component: membrane. Lineage: Eukaryota; Fungi; Basidiomycota; Agaricomycetes; Boletales; Suillaceae. The record is from RefSeq and is a predicted model, not a curated record. The transcript has 15 exons.
GAUUGCACGUACAGCCAAGAUUUGGAAGCCGAAGUACUUCGGAAGGGUGAUAGGGCACUCGACUUGCGAAUGCCAGUUGUGCUGACGACACUCCAACAUUCUUCUCUCCAACACCGCCUUCGAUUCCGGACUUUCCUCGACGAUAAGCCUCAUCCAUUAUCCGUGGUCACGUUCUCAAGAUCACUGGACGGUCACAAGGACUGAUCUCAUCGUGAUGCCCGUUGUUUCCACUUUCAAUCUUGAGGCGCCUAGUGUCCAUCGUCAUGACUACGCCAGGCUGCCCUCCAGUCUCAAGCACCUUCGAAGGAGAAGAGAGGAAGCACUACGAAGAGACUAGUUUUGAUGCCGAAGUUGCUUCGCAUGCCCUUCACCUCCGUGGGCGUAAAUUAACCAUUUCGAUCGCAUUCGUUGCUGGCACUGGGUUUACGUUGUUCGGCUAUGAUCAAGGGGUUAUGUCUGCAUUGCUGACCGCUGGACAGGUUGUAGUGGAUAGCAGUCACCCUAACCACGCUACACUGCAAAGCUUUGUUGUCGCUAUAUAUGAAAUUGGAUGCCUCAUGGGGGCUUUAUCUAAUCUUUGGGUAGGAGAUCGUUUGGGAAGACGCCGGACAAUUGCAUUGGGUGGAUGUAUCAUGAUUAUUGGUGCUAUUCUCCAAACGACUAGCUACAGCUAUGCACAAUUAGUGGUCGCUCGGGUAGUCACCGGCAUUGGAAAUGGCUUGAAUACCUCUACAGUUCCUAGCUAUCAUGCAGAGCUCUCGUCUGCAGCAAAACGCGGCGCGUUGAUAUUGAUUGAAGGGUCUCUCAUCACUUUUGGUUGGAUAGAUUUUGGCCUUUAUUGGGCGAGUGGAUCUUCUGCUCAGUGGAGAGUCCCCAUUGCGCUCCAGAUGGUUUUGGCUCUGGUCAUGGUCUUUGGAAUCGGUUUCGUGGUGAUUAGGCUUGUGAAGCAAAACCGAAACGCAGAAGCAAUAGCAGUCAUAUCGGCACUCGAGAACAAAUCCCCAGACGAUGCUGAAGUUCAACGCACCUAUCAUGCUAUCCGGGAAGCGGUUGCUAUCGAGGAUUCUGGGACCUCAAGCGGCCUUGGAGGCAAACAUCCGCUACAGAACCCCAAGCGCUCGUCUUUGAGAAAACUUCUCAUAGGCGGCCGGAGCCAACAUUUCCGGAGAGCUUCUCUAGGAGUGAUCAACCAGUGCUUUCAACAAAUUACGGGCAUCAACCUGAUUACAUACUACGCUGCAAAUGUUACCUCACGUCUCAUCGCGGCUGCCAAUGGAACAGAGUAUUUCUUUGCCUCUCUCAUAGCUAUCUUCAUCAUAGACCGUAUCGGGCGACGAAAGCUCAUGCUUUUUGGCGCUGUAGGCCAGUGCAUUACUAUGAUAUUGCUUGCCGUUCUUGGCAGUGUACGAGGCGCUGGAGCCCAAGUAGUGAGCGCUGUGCUACUUUUUGUGUUCAACUCGUUCUUUGCCAUCGGCUGGUUGGGCAUGACAUGGCUAUACCCUGCCGAAAUUGUUGGGUUGGAAAUUCGUGCGCCUGCCAAUGCACUGAGCACAUCUUCGAAUUGGAUCUUUAAUUUCGUAGUCGUAAUGGUCACAGGCCCAUCGUUCAACGACAUAUCAUGGGGCACUUACAUUGUAUUCGCUGCGUUGAACGCUUUCAUCAUUCCAGUAGUCUAUUUCUUCUUCCCAGAGACUGCAGGUCGUUCGUUGGAAGAUAUGGAUGUCGUCUUUGCAUUGGCUUACAACGAGGGUGUCUCGCCGGUCGAUGUCUCUCUACGGAAGGACGUUCCUCUUGCGGGAACACCAGAGGCUGAUAGAAUAUUGGGCAUAGAUACAAUAGACCAGAAGGUCAACAUCUCAGGGGAGACCUCGUGAUGGGCACCACCCAUGUAUUGUAGAGAACGUCACGUCCAUUGCAGGCACGUUGUUUGUAUGGUAAUUAUACCAGCUAGGUCAGGAGGUUCUCUUGAGG